Messenger RNA from Cuscuta campestris, 1327 nucleotides. The record is from the annotation of a GenBank genome assembly. Lineage: Eukaryota; Viridiplantae; Streptophyta; Magnoliopsida; Solanales; Convolvulaceae.
GGGACACAAACUCUUCCUUCUUCAACUUCCUAUCACCAAACUCUUCCCUUUAUUCCCUUCUCUCUUCAACUUCCCCACUUCUUCUUUCUCCCCAAUUUCAAUUCUCUCUCUCUCUCCAUUUUCAUCUGCAGAUUCAGCCAGAGACCGAUUCCUUCUUCCUCAUUAAGAGUCUCGUCUCAGCCAUGGCGCACGACAAAACCGAGAAGAUCACUGUUAUGGUUCUGGGUGUUGAUCUCAAGUGCUCAAGCUGCUACAAGAAGGCUAAAAAAGUCAUUUGCAAAUUCCCUCAAAUCAGAGACCAAAUAUACAUUGAGGAGGAGAAUAAGAUUAAGAUCACCGUGGUUUGCUGUAGCCCCGAGAAGAUCCGCGACAAACUAUGUUACAAGGGGGGUGGUGUAAUAAAGACUAUUGAAAUCCUCGACCCUCCUAAGCCCAAAUCUGCCGAGAAGCCCAAGGAUGCUCCGAAACCCGCUGAGAAGCCCAAGGAUGCACCCAAGCCUGCCGAGAAGCCCAAGGAUUCCGAGAAGCCGAAAGAGGCUGACAAGCCCAAAGAAAAACCAAAAGAGCAAGAGAAGCCCAAAGAAAAGCCGAAAGACCAAGAGAAACCGAAAGAAAAACCGAAAGACCAAGAGAAGCCAAAAGAAAAACCAAAAGACCAAGAGAAGCCCAAGGAAAAACCGAAAGGCCCCGAGAAGCCCAAAGACAUGCCCGAGAUGCCCAAACAAGGUGUCCCGCUUCCGGGGUCGUUCCCGAUACCGAUGAAGCAUCCGGAGCCGAUGAUGAACAUGCCUGGCCCGGGGCAGGUGCCCGUGAUGAACAUGCCUCCCCCGGGGCAAGUGUCCGUGAUGCCGUUUUCCCACGGGUACCCGCCGUCAAUGUACUGCUUUGAGCCGGGUUACGAGUGGUACGGCGGGCCUCAGAUGGCUCCACUAGUCCCGCCACCGCUGCCGCAGCCAUGCUACGACAAUUACUCCGGUUGGUGUCGGUGUGGACAGCCAAGUGGUUACAAUGGGUGCAGGUGUGACCACACCUACUUCAGUGAAGAAAACACAAAUGGGUGUACAAUUAUGUGACCUUUUUGUCCUUGAUGAAAAAAAAUUGAAUGGGUCAUUUUGUCAUACACAGUUCAUCUUGCACCAGACAUAUUGGUAAGUUCCUUUGUGAUAUAUACAGUAUACUGUUACUUCUCAUGCUCAUAAGAAUAAGGUUCAAGGCCAUUUUGUUGCCACAUGUUAUAUUGUUGUACAUUUAGAAAGUUUAAUAUUCUCCAUAAUACUCCUACUCCCUUUAUUUCUCUACAUUUACUAUUAAGCUUUGUUCUAUUUUC